This is a messenger RNA of Exophiala aquamarina CBS 119918, 2121 nucleotides long. RefSeq lists its product as uncharacterized. NCBI's taxonomy places the organism in Eukaryota, Fungi, Ascomycota, Eurotiomycetes, Chaetothyriales, Herpotrichiellaceae. The transcript has 9 exons. The record is from RefSeq and is a predicted model, not a curated record. Gene Ontology annotation, molecular function: ATP-dependent protein folding chaperone; ATP binding. Bases 1 to 2121 code for a protein of 706 amino acids.
AUGGAUUUACCCUUUCGUGGCCGUGACCUGCUCCAACCAAAUGACAAUGAACCUGUGCAACUCAAGGCUGGUCUGGACUUCGGAACAACUUUCACUUCAGGCGUGCUUUGCUGCAGAACACAUUCCACAAAAUGGCUCCCGGCCCCUACCCCAAGAGCAUUUCAAAUGUACCAAGGAGCCCCCGGCAUUUUGAAAAACCAGCCAAACACAGAAGUGCCGUCAUGCGUUCGGUAUGAACAGGGUCGCAUCAGUACCGGACACGAUGCGGAGAGUCGGGACGAGAAUGACUGGGAGUCCGCAGUCGAGACUAUCAGGUGGUUGAAAGUCGGUCUGGAUGAUCAACCUGCGCUGGAGAACAUGCGAGAAAAGGUGUUGCAGAGCUUGCCAUCGGGUAUGCCAAUUGAUUCGGUAAUAGAAGACUUCUUGAGCGAGAUCUUUGCAAGCUGGCGGCUGGAGAUCGAAGACCUAGAAUUUCCACCAGAUGCCAUUAUUGAGUUGAACUGUGCCGUACCUGCGGCAUGGAAAACAACAAAAUCUCGCCUCAGGUUUUCAAUGGCGAUACUAGCCGCUGGAAAACGAGCACGUCUCAAUAUACAUCCCAAUAUCCGAUUCUGGCCUGAGCCGAUCGCUGCCGCAGCAUAUAUGCUUCAGAAAGCCUGGAACCUGAAACGUGACUUGAAGGUCAACGAUAUCGUUGCUGUUUGCGAUGCAGGAGGUGGCACUACAGACAUAACCUUGCUCCGAGUCUUGAAAGUCGACCCGCCCGAAUUCAAAGAGCUGGCAACAGAUGGGAUACCGUACGGAUCGGAAAAUCUUGAUCAGAAUUUUGAAGUUCAGAUCGACACCCGGAUCAGGAUGGCGGCAGAAUGCAAUCCCGACUGGGAACCGCCAUCAAAUGAUGCGAUAAAACACGUUCUGAAGGUUUUCAAGACACGCGAGAAACGAGAAUUCGAUGGAAACCAGGGACACUUUCGAAUUCGGCUUCAGGGUUUACCUGCAGAUCCUCAACGGCGAUUCGAAAAAGAUCGUAUUGACAAUCGCAGUGAAGAUUUACGGGCAAUUUUUGAUCCGGUGCUGGACAAAAUCUGGAGCCUUCUUCGGCGCAUGCUCGAGGUGCAGUCUCUAGAGGAGGCCUUUGUGAAGGAACUGCUCUUGGUCGGCGGCUUCUCCGGCAAUAAGUACCUCCAAAAAUUUCUCACGGAAAAGUUGCAUUCAUGGACGAUCGAACACAGGAAACCAAAGAUCAAACUUUGUCCCAUUACAAACCCAGUGAUUAUGCCAUCGCUGAGGGCAGCAUUUACUGCUCUUCAAAAGAAAUCAACAGGAUCCAUCGCACCAAUCAAUGCAGCAUUGGCUUACCUCAACAACAAGGAUGGUCGAAAGGGAGACCGGGUCAUCCAACCCAACGGCCUGAUCCUGAUCCUCUCACUGGAGAAUAUCUGGUCAGCGACUGCAUGGUCUUCCCUAGCAAAAGGGUGGGGUCACGACGUUGCUGAUACUGAGCCCGUUGAGCUCCUCAGAAGCUUCCACCCCGACCAGAAUAUAGUCCCAAUUGAAGUCAAGUUGUAUAGCGUCGACAACGAUGGCGAGGACAACUAUCCCUUGGAUCACCCAAAAAAUAAUGGUUAUCAGCUAUGGGUGAUCGUUAACUUCGAAGUUGAUGUAUCGUCAUUCAAGGACAAGCUCGUGACAUGGACCGAAGACAAUCCGCAGCCGGGUUUCGCACGAAUCAAGUCCCGGAUCAAGAGCACUGAUGGCUCCAAUGGGGGACCACGGCAGUCAGAGCGAGUGCGAAAGCUAACAGAAAAACAACGUCUUCUACAAGGCCAGCAGUCCCGCAAAAUCACCGGACAGGGCAAAGGCAAGGCUCCUUUAUUGCCUCUAGUUUCUGAGCAAGUUGACUUGCCCUCUACUGUCCACGAAAGCGGCAAAACAGAGCUAGCACAUACGCAAGACGAUGGCUACCUUCAAUGGAAAACUCUUAGUUUCUUUUUCUCCAUGAGGCAUGAGGAUGGUAUGCAGACGCAUUAUAUACUUGAAUGUCCGAUGGCACCGCCUGGCGAAAGGAAGACGGAAGGUGUUGCAAGCCUGACUUGGAUGCAUGAAACGGGGACGUGCUGA